Molecule: messenger RNA, 1854 nt
Organism: Colletotrichum godetiae
Lineage: Eukaryota; Fungi; Ascomycota; Sordariomycetes; Glomerellales; Glomerellaceae
Product: oxidoreductase NAD-binding domain-containing protein
Exons: 2
Coding region: 195-1646 (483 amino acids)
Cellular component (GO): endoplasmic reticulum
Molecular function (GO): heme binding; oxidoreductase activity
Source: RefSeq, a predicted model, not a curated record
CUGUUCAUUGUAACCUUGUCUACACAUCACGAUCGACAACGAUCUUUCCAUUUCUUAGAUAAGAUAGUAAAAAUUCUCUUUUAUAUCAUCAGCGCGACACGACUGCGACAGUGUAACACUACUACUUCUCACCCCGCCCCCUUUCCCACCUUCGACCAUCUCCCAAAGACACCCACACCACAUACACAUUCACAAUGGCGGCUACAGAGUCAACAGUAGGCCCCGAGUUCACGGCCAAGGAGGUUGCCGCACACAGAGAAGCAGACGACUGCUGGAUGGUCAUCCACGGUGAAGUCUACGAUCUCUCAAAGUACCUCCACGACCACCCCGGCGGCGCAGAUGUCCUCGUCGAGGCCGGCGGCGUCGACGCCUCAGAAGCCUUCGACAACGCAGGUCACUCCGAAGAUGCCUACGAAAUCAUGGCCGACUUCAAGGUCGGCAAGCUCAAGGGCGUGAACAAGCGCUCCGCCCCCAAGGCCGUCCGCCUCCAGCCCAAAGCCACCCCCGAAAAGAAGACCCUCUCCUCCGGCUCAGGCUCAGCCGCCCGCGUCGCAUCUCAAGCCGCCGCCGCCGCCCUCUUCAUUGGCCUCGGCGCCGUCGCUGCCCGCCACGCAUCCUCCACACCCGCCGGCCAGGACGCCAUCGCCGCCAUCCAGAGACUCAACAUCCAGUUCCCAGCAUGGCUCUCCUUCGGCAGCGGCGCCGCCCGCUCCAAGCGCACCGGCUUCGGCUUCAUGGAGGGCUUCGCCGUCGCCUCCGCCUUCUUCGCCGUCGCGGGCUCCAUCGCCGCAAAGGAAGCCUCCAAGCUCCUCCACUACGAGCUCACGCCCAUGCACUACCGCCCGCACAAGAAGAUCCCCAAGGUCGCAAAGGCGAACCCCCUCAACCAGCGCGGCUGGCUCGACCCGGUCUCCUACCACCCUCUCCCGCUCGUCGAAAAGACCCUCCUCGCCCCCAACGUGUACCGCUUCGUCUUUGAGCUCCCCACCCCGAACACGGUCCUCGGCCUGCCCAUCGGCCAGCACGUCGCCAUCAAGGCCGAGAUUGACGGAAAGUCCGUCGCCCGCUCCUACACGCCCACCUCCAACAACGCCGACCUCGGCAAGCUCGAGCUCGUCAUCCGCUGUUACCCCGACGGCGCCCUCACCGGAAAGUACCUCGCCAACCUCGAGGUCGGCGACGAGGUGCAGUUCCGCGGGCCCAAGGGCGCCAUGCGCUACCGUCCCAACCUGACCAAGAAGAUUGGCAUGCUCGCCGGCGGCACGGGCAUCACCCCCAUGUACCAGCUCAUCCGCGCCAUCUGCGAGGACGACCGUGACACCACCGAGGUCAGCCUCAUCUACGCCAACCGCUCCGAGGCCGAUAUCCUGCUGAGGGACGAGCUCGAGGCCUUUGCGAGAAAGUACCCCAAGAACUUCACGCUGCACUACCUCCUCGACUCGCCGCCCGAGAACUGGGCCUACGGUACUGGGUAUGUCACCCAAGAGAUGAUGGCCGAGCGGUUCCCCGCUCCCGGCCCGGAUUCUCGCGUCAUGCUCUGCGGUCCGCCUGGCAUGGUAAACGCUGCCAAGAAGUCGUUGACGAACCUGGGCUUCGAGAAGCCUGGUGCCACUUCCAAGAUGUCUGAUGCCGUUUUCUGCUUCUAAGCUAUUUCGCUUGUUCGGGAAAGGGCAAUAGAGAGAUACCAUGGGAAGUUGUGAUUAUCAUUGUUUCGGAUCCAUUUUUUUCUUGUGUCAAUAUUCAUGGGUUUGCAUCGUAACGGCGUCGAGGGAAGGGUGCAUCGGGGUUGGUGUCUGGAUUGACGACAUCCCAUCUGUACCAUUGUUGAUACCUGCCUGUAAUAGACUACUACCA